AUGGGGAGCAAUCAGUCAGUUCUAAAAGACAAAGGCUACACAAUAGUGAGUGAAGAAGAGAAUAAAACACUGGUGAAAAAUGAAAUUGGUGAUCAGUUCAUCAUUAAAAAGCUGAACGCUGACAAGGAUGAUGUAUCAAAUUUUCUCGAAAAGCUCAAACAUCCACACAUAGUUGAACAUAAGGAAAUCAUCAAAGAUCGUCACUGUCUGUAUCUUGUAAUGGAGCUCAGUGAGGGUGGAGAUCUAACUCACAGAAUCAAACCUGAAAAGGAAGGAACUGUUGCAUUUUCUGAGGCCGAGAUUCUGGACUGGACUGUGAAGAUCUGCUUGGCAUUAAAGCACCUGCAUGAUCAACAGAUCCUCCAUGAAAACCUACAGCCAAAGAGUGUAUUUUUCACUGCAUGUGGAACCAUUCGUCUGGGAGAGUUUGGAAAGAUUCAUGAAUGGUCCAAUGAUGCACAAACAACAAAAACUGAAGCUCUCUCAUACGUUCCUCCUGAGAUUUUGAGCAACAGACCUUAUGAUGACAAAUCUGAAAUCUGGAGUCUGGGCUGUAUCAUCUAUGAGAUGUGCAUGCAGAAGUGUGCUUUUUCAGGAAGAAACACAGUUGAGAUUAUUUCAAAGAUACUGAGCUGCUCCUACAAAGCUAUGCCACAUACCUUCUCUAAGGACCUUCGUCAGCUGGUAACAGACACACUUCAGAUUGAUCCAGCGAAUCGACCGUCUGUCAGUGAGAUCUUGAUGAGGCCUUUCAUUAUUAAACACCUUUAUGAAAAGAGCACACAAACUAUUAAAGAGCUUAAUGUGCGUAAAAAUUAUGAAGACAGUCAAGAGACAGCUAAAGAGGCUAAAGUCAGUCUAAAGGUACUGGAAGAGCUGGCUGAUGGUUUGGAGACAGUCUACUACAACACAACGGUUGGCAGUCUCACAGGAGGAGUAGUAGGCCUGGCUGGAGGAAUCACAUCUAUUGUUGGACUUAUUCUCACUCCUUUCACUCUCGGAGCUUCUCUGAUUGUAACAGGAGUGGGAAUCGGUGUGGCAGUCGCUGGUGGAGUCACAGCUGGUGUGAGCAAUGUGACAAAGAUGGUUAACCAGCGUUCAAACCGCCAAAAGAUCAAAAUGAUUAUUGCAGAGUUACAAGAAAAAAUUACCUCCAUAAGCUGCUGCAUCCAAAUCAUCCAAAUAGCAGUGGAAAUUGAACAAAUGAAAUUAAACAAUAGCAGAAUAUCAUUGUCCAAUGCACAGUCUGAUGAGAAUGUGUUUGCAAAUGCUGGAGCUCGACUUGUACGAGGGCUGGGAGGGAUUUCAGAGCUCAUACGUUUAGCUGAAGUCGCAAGUAUUGGGAAAGUUGCAGCUCAGACCGCAAGAUCUGUUCGUGUUGCUGGAGAGGUUACAGGGGUUCUGUCUGGACUUUUUGUAGCUGUUGAUAUCUUCUUUAUUGCCCUCGACUCCAAAGAAAUUCACAAACUCCGCACUGAUUAUGCUUCAAUGGCGACCAGACAAGAAUCAACCACUAGGUCAGCUGAGAGUGAAUCAGGGCACAGUGACGCACAAAAUCAGCAAACAAAGCUGCAGUCUGAAAUCUUGAAGUUUGUGAUCAAAAUAAGGGACACUGUAGAUGAGCUACAUGAGAAAAUGAAAGAAUUAAAUGAAGAACUGGAAAGACUUAGAACUGAGCUACCAAACAGUUACAAUUAAAAAUUACGAGAGUGGCAGUCUAUAUAACACUCAGUAUAUUCCUUCAGCAUACAAGUAUUGAUUAUAGUAGAAGCACAUAACUGGGAAUAGUUGAGCAUAUAUUCUGGGUUUUUAUUAUGUAAUUUCUAGUAUGG
Molecule: messenger RNA, 1832 nt
Organism: Carassius gibelio (silver crucian carp)
Lineage: Eukaryota; Metazoa; Chordata; Actinopteri; Cypriniformes; Cyprinidae
Product: serine/threonine-protein kinase Nek10-like
Exons: 10
Coding region: 1-1698 (565 amino acids)
Biological process (GO): lipoprotein metabolic process; lipid transport; protein phosphorylation
Cellular component (GO): extracellular region
Molecular function (GO): ATP binding; lipid binding; protein kinase activity
Source: RefSeq, a predicted model, not a curated record